Molecule: messenger RNA, 327 nt
Organism: Colletotrichum paranaense
Lineage: Eukaryota; Fungi; Ascomycota; Sordariomycetes; Glomerellales; Glomerellaceae
Exons: 2
Coding region: 1-327 (108 amino acids)
Source: RefSeq, a predicted model, not a curated record
AUGCGCAGUGCAGCGCCGCAGGCCAGUGGCCCUGCGAGCACACCCGUCGAGAUGCAAGCUGCUGGCGGCCCUGGCGCUGGUUCGACGAUGACUGGACGCUCAUCGGCCAUCGUACAGAUGGCAGAUGGGGUCCUCGUGCGCAUGGCUGCCCAGCCGGUAAUGUAUCGAUACCUCACGGCCUGGUGCUUCGCUGCAUCGAUGCUAGAGCGUAGCAGGCUGGCCGAGCCGUUGUCCGCAUGGCAACGCAACGUCUCGUCGACUGAAGGCGGCUUGUCCCUUUUCUUCCCUGACUUUGGGUUCGUCCCGCUUCCGUCACGACGGUCCUAA